Conger conger (European conger) is the source of this 1251-nucleotide messenger RNA. It is a transcript of the gene hcst, whose product is annotated as hematopoietic cell signal transducer. Gene Ontology annotation, cellular component: membrane. The transcript has 5 exons. Lineage: Eukaryota; Metazoa; Chordata; Actinopteri; Anguilliformes; Congridae. The record is from RefSeq and is a predicted model, not a curated record. The coding region runs from base 463 to 711 and encodes 82 amino acids. Gene Ontology annotation, molecular function: signaling receptor binding; phosphatidylinositol 3-kinase binding. Gene Ontology annotation, biological process: positive regulation of phosphatidylinositol 3-kinase/protein kinase B signal transduction; regulation of immune response.
CAUAUCUUCUUCGCUGUCAGUUCUAUACCAACGAGUCUUUUGUCUCAUAAAUGUCAUUGGUUAAAAAAAUAGAACAACCAGGUCUGGGUAAAAUCCUCUUCAUCUUCUUUUUUUUCCCUUUUUUCUUUUUCUGGUCUAUCUUGAUAAAGGAGUUAGAAAGUUGCUGUGCGGUUUUGUCGCGGUGCAGGUUUACAAUGGAUCGAACGACGGAAAGAAUCAUUGAUGAUAGUUCUAAAAAAGGGCUGGCUUAUUUCACUCCGAUGUAUCACUGUUUCUAAAAUAGUGGCUUCAUAAAGAUGUUGGCUGCAGUUCGACGGUUUUAGAGUAGGUGCAUGUGGAGGCAAGCGCAGAGCAAGAACGUCACGGAAUAAAAGGAAAUCUCAACAGAGAGGCAAAACUAGUCAGCGACACCAUUUCUUUCGUACUGUUACUUGGCAGAAGUAAGUAAGAUCUACACAGGAAAUGGAUGACAAUGCGCUGUUGAUGUUUCUGUGCCUUUGUUUCUACAAAAUGGUACUAGCAGCAGGACAGAAUGAGUCUGAAUACUGCUACAAAAUCAAACCAGCCACCAUGACCGGCAUCAUCCUGGGAGACGUCGGUCUGACGGUGCUGAUCGUGGUGGUGGUAUAUUACUGCGCGAGCCAGCGCAUGAAACGGCGGGAAGAGGCUGAUAAGGUCUACAUGAAUGUCAGGGCCAAUUGCCAGGCCUGAAAAGCCGCGAUGAUGUGCACGAAAUGCGCAUUAAACAGAACAAAUGGAAUAAAUGAUCAUCAGCACGACAUCAUGCCUUCAUAGAUCAAAAGAUAAACAUCUUUGCUGAAAGGAGUUUCCAGGUAGCAGUGUGGUGCAGUGGUCAGGCUAUUGGACACUUACCACAAGGCCUGAGAUGAGUUGCUUUCAUGUCCUGGCUGAAACCCUGCUGAUGUGGACUUUGACAACAAGUACAAGUAAAUGUACCCUGUUCAUUUUAUAAUUUGGUCAACUGCACAAACCUAUCACUUCUAUCAAACUGUUAACUUUGUAUGUUGCUCGUGUCAGACUGUAAACUGCAGGCUUCGCUGAGACCAUAGUCAUUAUGAAUAUUAUGAAUUCACUGAAUCUAAGUCAGCUCCAGAAUAUGGACUGCCUUUUUGCCUUCAGGAUAUUGUCAUUGUGUGAAUUUGUCUGAUAAAAAAAAGAAAUAAAAAGGUACUGUAUAUUCUUAAUCAAGGCUUCACCAAUUCUAUUGAAUAAAUAUGACAACAGAGACCA